Messenger RNA from Penicillium canariense, 978 nucleotides. RefSeq names its product carnitine:acyl carnitine antiporter. Bases 1 to 978 code for a protein of 325 amino acids. The transcript has 5 exons. Gene Ontology annotation, molecular function: O-acyl-L-carnitine transmembrane transporter activity. The record is from RefSeq and is a predicted model, not a curated record. Gene Ontology annotation, biological process: mitochondrial transport; carnitine transmembrane transport. Gene Ontology annotation, cellular component: mitochondrial envelope. NCBI's taxonomy places the organism in Eukaryota, Fungi, Ascomycota, Eurotiomycetes, Eurotiales, Aspergillaceae.
AUGUCGACCUCCACUUCCCCCGCACAGGAGCUCAAGGAGGAGAUCAAGGCCCUUGAGGCGAAGACGGUGAACCAGACCAUCCAGCAGAUCCGCUCGCUGGCCGCGGGUGCCGCGGGUGGUCUCUGCGCCGUGGUCGUGGGACAUCCCUUCGACCUGGUCAAAGUCCGCUUGCAGACCGCGGAGAAGGGGGUCUAUGCGGGCGCAAUGGAUGUUGUGCGCAAGACUGUGGCCCGCGAGGGAUUGGCCCGGGGCUUGUAUGCCGGUGUGUCUGCCCCGCUUGUGGGUGUGACUCCGAUGUUUGCUGUUAGCUUCUGGGGUUACGAUGUGGGCAAGGGCCUGGUCGAGAAGUUUUCGACUGUGCCGGUGGUCAACAACACUCCGCAGUACUCGAUUGCCCAGAUCUCCACCGCUGGGUUCUUCUCCGCCGUCCCCAUGACCCUGAUCACCGCCCCCUUCGAGCGGGUCAAGGUUCUGCUUCAGAUCCAGGGUCAGAACCCACCCCCACCCGGCCAGAAGCCCAAGUAUUCCGGUGGUGUGGAUGUUGUGCGCCAGCUGUACAAGGAGGGGGGUAUCCGCAGUGUGUUCCGCGGCAGCGCCAUGACGCUGGCCCGUGAUGGCCCCGGCUCGGCCGCGUACUUCGCGGCCUACGAGUACAUCAAGCGGACGCUGACCCCCAAGGACGAGAAUGGCAAUGUGACUGGCGAGCUGUCCCUGACCGCCGUGGUGACUGCUGGUGGUGCGGCCGGUAUCGCCAUGUGGAUCCCCGUUUUCCCUGUCGACACGAUCAAGUCCCGUCUGCAGAGCGCACCGGGCAAGCCGACCAUCGGGGGCACUAUCCGCUCGGUGUAUGCCAGCGGUGGUUUCAAGGCUUUCUUCCCUGGUUUCGGCCCCGCGCUGUGCCGUGCCGUGCCUGCCAAUGCGGCCACCUUCCUGGGUGUCGAACUUGCCCACAAGUUCAUGAAGAAGCUCUUCGACUAG